Molecule: messenger RNA, 657 nt
Organism: Vicugna pacos (alpaca)
Lineage: Eukaryota; Metazoa; Chordata; Mammalia; Artiodactyla; Camelidae
Source: RefSeq, a predicted model, not a curated record
AGGCAAGGAUACAAGAUGUAUAAGAGGUGGGCAGGCUCAGAGCGUUCCAAACCCCUCGGCAUCUCCACACUCCAGUCGCUGGUGAACUUGGUACACAUCCUGCCCAGAAUGUCUCAGCAGAAGCAGAAGCAGUGCUGCCCCCCCCCAGCAGUGCUGCCCCCCGCCCCAGCAGUGCUGCCCCCCACCCCAGCAGACCAAGCAGCCUUGCCAGCCUCCACCCAAGUGCAAGGAGCCCUGUGCCCCCAAGUGCCAGCUGAAGUGCCCACCCCCUCAGCAGUGCCAGAAGUCCAAGCAGAAGUAAGCCCCGGGCCUGUGACCAGAGGCCAAGCCCCCGGGGGAUCACAGCGCGUGGAGCCCGCUCCCCUCUCUAUGCAGCCGUGGGCCCCACUCACCACCGGCUUCUGCGUGCGGCCGCACUCCGGGGAAAGGCAGCACCCAGACGGCAGCUUCCUGGAUCGCUCCCUCUUGUUCAUCAGCAGCUGCAAUUUCCAUCUCAGACAAGGAUCUCAUUCUAAGCUACCUAAUUAUCUUUGCUGACGUGUAUCUACAUUACCCUGUCGACUUCUUGGAAACUUGGCCCUGUGCCUGGACACCCUUUCCUGUCAACCUUCAAUUCUGCUCCUAUUUUCCAAACAAUUAAACACAAUCCCUCUGGCA